Hevea brasiliensis (rubber tree) is the source of this 2205-nucleotide messenger RNA. Its product is annotated as receptor-like protein EIX2. NCBI's taxonomy places the organism in Eukaryota, Viridiplantae, Streptophyta, Magnoliopsida, Malpighiales, Euphorbiaceae. The transcript is spliced from 2 exons. The record is from RefSeq and is a predicted model, not a curated record. The coding region runs from base 252 to 1973 and encodes 573 amino acids. Gene Ontology annotation, molecular function: protein binding.
GUUGCAUCCAGAACAGUUUAGAGAAUCUAUAUCUUUUCAACAAUUCAUUUUCUGGUAGUCUUCCGAAUAACUUGGGACAAUUUAAAUGCCUAAAAUAUCUUUUACUUUCUCGCAACUCUUUCUGUGGUCCGAUUCCUGUAUCAAUUGGACAGCUUUACAACCUAGACGUACUAGAUUUCAGUCAUAAUUCAUUGCAAGGAAAUGUUUCUGAACUUCACUUUUUAAAGCUCAGAGGCUUGACUAAGUUGAUUAUGAGUGGGAAUUCUUUAGAUUUUGACAUUGAUCCCAAAUGGGUUCCUCCCUUCCAACUUUCCAAUAUUGAUUUAUCAUCUUGCAAAUUAGGGCCUUGGUUUCCACAGUGGCUCAAGACACAAAAGAGCAUUGCAUUUUUACAUAUGUCUAAUGCAAGCAUCUCUGAUAGCAUCCCUGGCUGGUUUGAGAACAUUUCUUCCGAUGUUAUAGGAUUGGAUCUAUCUUAUAAUCAGGUUUUUGGAAACUUGCCAAAUUUGAGGGAAUUCAACACAUCUUCUGAAGCAGGUAUUCCGGAUCCUAUGGCUAUUUCUAGGUACAUAUUAUUGAAAUCGAACAAGUUCAAUGCUUCUUUUACACAUUAUCAUUCUGAAGCAAGUAUAUUGGAUAUCUCCAACAACUUGCUCCAUGGCCAGAUUCCCCAUAACAUCAGCAAAGUGAUGCCAAAUUUGCGAUUUUUAUCCCUCUCCAACAACUAUUUGAAUGGUACCAUUCCUGCUUCUUUAUGCGGGCUUGAAAGUUUAGAAAUUCUCCAUCUUUCGAAAAAUCAUCUGUCAGGGCGAAUACCUUCGUGUUGGGGAAAUUUGAAAUAUUUAAGUGUCAUUGAUUUGUCAAAUAAUAUGCUGAGUGGCCAUGUUCCAAUGUCCUUGGGUUCUCAAAAAUUUCUUGUUUCCCUGCAUCUGCAAAAUAAUAAUCUGCAAGGAAAUAUCCUAAUGUCAUUAAGACAACUAGAAUCCUUGGAGACUCUUGAUCUUAGCAUGAAUGCUUUUGAUGGUUUUAUUCUUUCGUGGAUAGGUGAAAGCCUAUCUUUAUUGAAAGUACUCAAUGUUCACUCCAAUAAAUUUGAAGGUGAGAUUCCUCUGCAGCUAUGCUCCCUAGCUUCUCUUCAAAUAUUAAACUUGGCAAACAACAUGAUGACUGGAACCAUUCCGACUUGUUUUGGUGGUUUUACUGCAAUUGUUAUGCACGAAAACGAAGGACUUUGGGACUAUCAAGUUAGUUAUAAUCCUUAUGUUUAUUCUGAAGAAGAUAGCUAUGGUGAGAAUAUUCAGGCUUAUGUUAAAGGAAUAGAGCUUGAAUAUACAAGUACAAUUCGAUUCCUAUAUUCCAUUGACCUUUCAGGAAAUAACUUUUUUGGAGAGAUUCCAAAGGAGUUGAUGAAUCUUUCAGGUCUACAAAACCUGAAUUUGUCUAGAAACAAAUUAGAUGGGCAUAUCCCUUGGAACAUUGGCAAGUUAAAGUCACUAGAAUCGCUGGACUUGUCUAAAAAUGAUCUUUCUGGCUCUAUUCCACCCAGCAUUUCUGAUUUGAACUUUUUAAGUCAAUUGAAUUUGUCAUUUAAUCACUUAUCUGGACGACUUCCUUUGGGAAAUCAACUUCAGACUUUAGAUGACAUAUCCAUCUACAUUGGCAACAAUGGACUUUGUGGAUUUCCAUUGAAUAAUUGUUCAGAGCAUGCAGAUGAAUUGCCUAAAAGUCAUGAAAAAGUUGGGAAUACGAGGAAAGAUGACUCCGAAAUGCUUUGGUUCUAUAGUGGUUUGGGAAUGGGUUUUGUGGCUGGAUUUGUUGGAGUUUGUAGCGUUUUGUACUUCAAUGACUCAUGGAGGUAUGCUUGUUUUCAGUUAGUUGACAGAGUCUACGACAAGCUUUGGAUAAUAGUAGCAAUUAAGGCAAAUCAACUGAAGGGAAAGCUUCACAGAAACAAAUUUGAAGUGAAUGCAUGAGAAGUCUUUAAUGCAGGAUUCAAGGUUGCUAGAGACUGCAGCAGAUGUUGAUCAAAAUUUAAAUAAAGCCCCAGUCAAGGUUGGAUGAAUGGAAGGCUGAUGAUAUGAAUUUCCUGAUGAUUUUCUUUGAAGGUUAUAAUAUUUUUAUGUUUUUGUGUAAUUAUUUCCAGAAUUAGAUGGUCUCCUUCUACUCCAAGGCAUGAAAUGUUGUGGAUUGUCCAAUAAGGUUAUA